This is a messenger RNA of Gossypium arboreum, 1017 nucleotides long. RefSeq lists its product as uncharacterized. The transcript has 6 exons. The record is from RefSeq and is a predicted model, not a curated record. The coding region runs from base 1 to 1017 and encodes 338 amino acids. Lineage: Eukaryota; Viridiplantae; Streptophyta; Magnoliopsida; Malvales; Malvaceae.
AUGGCUUCAGAAUCAACCAGGAUUUCAAUCAAGCUUUUAAUAGACCAGGAAAGAAACAAGGUAAUUCUAGCUGAAGCUGGUAAUGAUUUUGUCGAUACCCUUCGUACCAUCCUUAUGUUUCCCCUCGGAAGCAUCCCUCGACUUUUCUGCAAACUUCAAAUUCCAGAGCCUGGCUGCUUCAUUAACUUAUACAACAGGGUCGAAAAUCUAAACACGAACAUCUGUCGUACCCAUGCAUAUAAGUAUACGCUGCUUUAUCCAAGAACCAUUCAUGAAAACAGUUGCGGAAAGUUGAUGAACAGGGAUGUUUCUGGAAGCUGGGAAUCAAGAAUUUUUCAUCACAUCAAAGAAGAAGUUCUGGAAAUUGAUUCAUAUGAGAUGUCUAAUCUUUUGAGCUAUUCACUGGUCUCAAAGACCACUUUGACUGAUGCUUUUCUGAGAAAACAACGAAUUCUCAGCGGUGAAAAGUCCUUGCUCGUAGCUCCAAAUAUGGAGGAGACAGUUGAAAAUGAUGUCAAAACAGGUAUGAAGAUAAUACUGAGGAAGUCUGAUUGGAAAAUAUUAUUCGCUGAAACAAAUGAAGAUUUUGUGGACCUCUUAUUUAGCUUCCUCACCAUACCUUUUGAUUCUAAUUCUAAGAAAGCUGUUCUUCAACCAUUUUAUAGUUGCCCAAAGGAGUUUCCAAGUAUCUGUCCUGAAGUAAGGUUUUCCUCAUUUUUGGACCCGGAGUCCCCAAACCCAAACUCGUCAUUCAGCUCGGGCUAUGUCCUGAAGAACUCAUCGUUUCUAGUAGCAGAUGAUUUAGUGGUUAAAUCACUAUCCUCUGUUUCUAUUAUUUCUGUACUGAAGAAAUCAAAUAUCCUACUUGUUGACGUUGAACAGCAAGUUAUUAGCAUUGGGCAGUGUGUUUUGGUGCGGGCACUUGCUCUAUUGAAGGCCUGUUUGUGUUCAUCCUCACCUUUAUCACAUUUAAAGAACUAUAUUGUCAAGAAACGAGAGCGUGAGCCAUUACAGUGA